This is a messenger RNA of Spea bombifrons (plains spadefoot toad), 1173 nucleotides long. Its product is annotated as class I histocompatibility antigen, F10 alpha chain. Gene Ontology annotation, biological process: immune response; antigen processing and presentation, exogenous lipid antigen via MHC class Ib; antigen processing and presentation, endogenous lipid antigen via MHC class Ib. Bases 1 to 1023 code for a protein of 340 amino acids. Gene Ontology annotation, molecular function: endogenous lipid antigen binding; exogenous lipid antigen binding; lipopeptide binding. The record is from RefSeq and is a predicted model, not a curated record. Gene Ontology annotation, cellular component: external side of plasma membrane. The transcript is spliced from 6 exons. NCBI's taxonomy places the organism in Eukaryota, Metazoa, Chordata, Amphibia, Anura, Pelobatidae.
AUGACGCUCCCCAUACUUCUCCUGAGCUCCAUGAUCCACGCGUGUCUGUCGGAAUCCUACACCCUCACCUAUCAUCACACGUACCUGGAGGCCUCAAAGCCGGAAUUCUUCGCUGACUCCUACCUCAACGACAUCCCCUUCUAUUGGUACGACAGCAGCAGCCGGUGGCUGGAGCCCCUCGCCCCGUGGAGGCGGAAAAUGGCAACUCCCAAGAUCUGGUACAACCUCAACACCGAACUCCAGAAGCACCAGGAACAAAUGAAGGCCAUCUCACCGGCAGGGAAUGCCACGGUUCAGUACAUACACGGCUGCACGGCGUCCGCCAAUGGAUCCGUGGAAGGGUUUUUCCAGAUUGCUUUGUCGGGGAUCGAGAUUCUGAGGUUUGACACGGGAUCCGGAACGUUUUCGUCAGAAAUAGAGGUGGGGGCCGUCCGCAAAAUGCUGGAGGCUCUGAACUCAAACAGAACGUUAAACCAGAGGAGGAAGGAGGCGCUCGAUGUGACCUGCGGGAAGGACAUUCACUUCUUACUGACCUACGCCAACGCCUCCGUCCAUCGCAAAGCCGAGCCGAUGGUAAUCGUGUCUGAGAUUAUCUCCAACAGCACCGUGGCCCUGGACUGCAGGGCGUACGGCCACUAUCCUCGGGACAUCGCCAUGACGUGGAUCAGGAACGGACGGGCUGUCCCCGAGCGGCAGCUGCCGAGGCUGACGCUGCCUCUCACCGAUGGGACGUACUUAUCUCGGGUUUUGGUCGAUGUGACCUCAGGGCCAGAAGACAUUUACACCUGCGAGGUGACCCACAGCAGCCUGAAAACCCCACUGACAGCACAAUGGAUGAAAUCUCGCCUGACGGGGAGUUCUUACGGCGCAGUCACUGGCGGUCUCUCGAGUGGCACCGUGAUAGCUCUAACGCUUACUGGGGUCCUGUUUGUGACAGUCGCCGUGUUUGGUAUUUUAGUCUGGGAAAGAGAAAGAAGAGCGAGGAUGCGCGGCUCCGUAUUUAAUAAUGAUUCCAGCUCCUGAAUAGAACAUCUUCCGUCUCAUCACCCGCUGACCACUAAUAGAUUGUAAGCUCCCGUGGGCAGGGCCCUCUGCGCCUUCUGUGCCUCUUUAUUUUAGGUUGAUUUUGUAUAUAGUUAAUUAUAAUGUCAUUAUUAAACUCCCCAUUUACUG